This is a messenger RNA of Balaenoptera musculus (blue whale), 3837 nucleotides long. It is a transcript of the gene GLYCTK, whose product is annotated as glycerate kinase. The transcript has 5 exons. Bases 132 to 1703 code for a protein of 523 amino acids. The record is from RefSeq and is a predicted model, not a curated record. Gene Ontology annotation, biological process: protein phosphorylation. Gene Ontology annotation, cellular component: cytoplasm. NCBI's taxonomy places the organism in Eukaryota, Metazoa, Chordata, Mammalia, Artiodactyla, Balaenopteridae. Gene Ontology annotation, molecular function: glycerate kinase activity.
CGCAGCAACAAAGACCCAACACAGCCAAAAAUAAAAUAAAUAAAUAAAAAAAAAAAAAAAGAGAGAGCAGGCUGGAGGUCACUGGGCUCAAGGCAGCCAUGGAUGCCAGGUGGUGCUGAGAGCAGUGGGGCAUGGCUGCAGCCCUGCAGGUCCUGCGUCACUUGGCCCGAGCCCCCUUGAGCCCACUCCUCUGGGGGGGCCCAUUGGCCCGGCUGGCCAGUAGCAUGGCCCUGGCAGAGCAGGCACGGCAGCUGUUUGAGAGCACUGUGGGUGCCGUGCUGCCGGGCCCAAUGCUGCAGCGGGCACUGUCUUUGGACCCUGACAGCGGGCAGCUGAAGGUGCGGGACCGGAGCUUUCAGCUGCAGCAAAACCUCUACCUGGUGGGCUUUGGCAAGGCUGUGCUGGGCAUGGCAACUGCAGCUGAGGAGCUACUGGGCCAGCAUCUUGUGCAGGGCGUGAUCAGCGUUCCCAAGGGGAUCCGUGCUGCCAUGGAGAGUGCUGGCAAGCAGGAGAUGCUGUUGAAGCCACACAGCCGUGUCCAGGUAUUCGAGGGCGCAGAGAACAACCUGCCGGACCGAGAUGCCCUGCGGGCUGCUCUGGCCAUCCGGCAGCUGGCUGAAGGCCUCACAGCUGAUGACCUGCUGCUCGUGCUCAUCUCAGGUGGGGGCUCGGCCCUGCUGCCCGCCCCCAUCCCACCUGUUACACUGGAGGAGAAGCAGACACUCACCAAGCUGCUGGCGGCCCGUGGAGCCACCAUCCAGGAGCUGAACACCAUCCGGAAGGCCCUGUCCCAGCUCAAGGGUGGGGGGCUGGCUCAGGCCGCCUACCCUGCCCAGGUGGUGAGCCUGAUUCUGUCAGACGUGGUGGGGGACCCUGUGGAGGUGAUUGCCAGCGGCCCCACUGUGGCCAGCAUCCACAGUGUGCAAGAUUGCCUGCACAUCCUCAAUCGCUAUGGCCUUCGUGCUGCCCUGCCACGUUCUGUGAAGACUGUGCUGGCUCGGGCUGACUCUGACCCCCAUGGGCCACACACCUGUGGUCACGUCCUCAAUGUGAUCAUUGGCUCCAAUGCACUGGCACUGGCCGAGGCUCAGAAGCAGGCCGAGGCGCUGGGAUACAGGGCUGUGGUGCUGAGCACAGCCAUACAGGGAGAUGUGAAAAGUGUAGCCCAGUUCUAUGCGCUGCUGGCCCGAGUGGCUGGAGCCCGCCUCACCAUGCCUGGGGCUGGAGCCUCUGUGGAGGAGGAUGAACAACUCUAUGAACUGGCGGCUGAGCUCCAGCUCCCAGACCUACAGCUGAAGGAGGCUCUGGAGGCCGUGGUGGGCACUCGGGGCCCGGUCUGCUUGCUGGCUGGUGGUGAGCCCACAGUGCAGUUGCAGGGCUCAGGCAAGGGUGGCCGGAACCAGGAACUGGCCCUGCGUGUUGGAGCAGAGCUGGGACGGUGGCCGUGGGGGCCUAUUGACGUGCUGUUUUUGAGCGGUGGCACUGAUGGGCAGGAUGGGCCCACAGAGGCAGCCGGGGCCUGGGUCAGGCCUGAGCUUAUCAGCCAGGCCGCUGCCCAGGGUCUGGACGUGGCUGCCUUCCUAGCCCACAAUGACUCACAUACCUUCUUCUGCCGCUUCCAGGGUGGGGCACACCUGCUGCACACGGGGCUGACUGGCACCAAUGUCAUGGACGCCCACCUCCUGUUCCUGCAGCCACGGUGAUAUUGUAGGUCAUGUUUUGGGAACCUAGAGGAGGCCUGCAGGGCAGCGUCCUGGAGAAGACCAGGUUUGGUCCCCAGGGCCUUACCAGGCGUUAGGGCCUCUCCUCUCCUUGGCCCUAGCUACAUGGUUGGCCCUCACACCUCCAAACCAGGGCCUCUGCUUUGUGUCCAACUCCCCAACCAGACAGGCAGAUGGGGGUUCUCUUCCACCCCUACUUUCAGCCAUGGCAGCAGGUACACCUGAGGACCAGGACGAGCCCCCCUAGGCCAGUUUGCUGCUCCCAGUGUUUUCCCCCAGGCAGCCCCUCUGCUCAGCUCCUGAGCCUGUUUCUUCUGUGGGGUGAAACAGGAAGGACUGAAAAUAAAAAGGACCGCACUACGGGUUCUCAGUGCUUCUUCCCUCACAGCAAAGGUUAGCGGGGAGCUGCCGGGAAGGGGAAUGGUGUUGGGCAGCAGCCCCUGUGCCAGGGCCCUGCAGGAGUUCUCUGUACCCAUCUCUGCAGGGCACUUGCUUCACUUAAACAGGAGCUUGGGAGGGUUGAGCGUGGCUCCCAACACGCUCAAUGUGGGUGAGCAGAGACCCCAGGGAGGACAGGCCUAAGAACUUUAGUCUCUGACGUCUGGGUGGGACUGGCCACUCAUCCAACUGUCACUCUCCCCUGUGGCACCCCUGCUGAGAUCUCUCCACCCUGUGAUGUGUGCCUCGCUGGGCACAUGCUUACUGCCUGCCACCAAGGACUUCCCUCCCUUCUGUCUUUGGACAGCCCUUAGACAGACUGUACUUUCUUUGGUUGAUAAACCCCUGUUUAUCCAGGGGUUACCCCCAGCCACACAGGACACUGGGUGUUGUUUCCUUGUGCCAGACCCAUUUUCCCAGGCUGACCCACUCCCUGCCCCCAGAUCCUUUAGCUGUUCCUCUGGGAACACAGUCCAGUUCCUGGUGCCAGCCUGCAGUGGGGGUCUCCAGUGCUGGGAUGGUGGGUCAGAGCAGUGGUGGGGUCCAGCAGCCCCUCUCCCCUUCUCCUGUUACGGCUGGCUGGGAAGAGGCCAGUGGGGAGGGGAGCAACAGAGGAAGGGCUUCCUUAGCCAGGCUAGCAGACUGCACUGGGAGAGGGUGGGGCCGCUGUCCUGGCUCUCCUUGGGCCCCCUUAUUCAGUGUUCGAGCCCUCCGCUGGCUGCCCCCGCCGUGCGCCACGGCUCCAAUCCCUAUAUGAGUGAGCAGUAGAAUCACAUAGGAAUAAAAAGCCAUAGAGAACAGCGAGGCUUGGGGCUGUUCCUGCUGGCCCCCUUCUCCACCCCAGCCGUGCCCUCCUCUCUGAGGGUGUGAGGCGCUCUGGGCCAGGGCUGGCGUGCCCUGCUCCUGGGAAGAGCCUCCCUUCUCUACUUGGGCUCUAGACGGUGCAGCUUGCAGAUGGUUCCUGGUGGGCUGGGGAUGGGGAGGGAAGUGAGCAGGUGAGCUGGGUUCUGGGGUCCAGGGAGAUUUAGGGGAGAGGGGAAUUCACACCCCUUUGUGAUGCAGGGGCUCCAUUUCCUUCUGUCCUGGUGGGAGGUUUCUUCCGGCAGGGGUGGGGGUGUCAUAGUCUUAGGGGCUACUGUCCCCACAUGGCUGUGCCUGUGCCCCGGUGCUCCUCUGGCACCCUCUGGAUAUGCCCUGUCCCUGCUUCAGUCCUUGCCCUCGGGGGCAUGAGGAUUAGCACUGGGUGUCAAGUUCCCAGCAACAGCAGGAUAAGAGGGUUGGGGCUGUGGCAGAGGGCCUGUCUGCCAUGUCCCAAGCAUGUGCAUGCAUGUGUGUGGUGGCAUGUGAGCACGCAGGUGUUGGUGUUGGCAUUGCAGGAGGGGGAACGCAUCAGUGUGUGUACACGGAGAUCCUCAGUGCGGGCUGUGCUGUGCUGCUUCCUGUGCGCAUAGCUGCUUACACACCUGCUGAGGGGUGAGUGAGAGUGGGGUCUUGCUAGAGUCUCCCCCUGGCCACCUUGGCCCCUGCCCUGGGCCUGUGUUUGUGGGGGCUGGAGGCCAGAGGCUGGAUUGGGCCUAACCCAUUAGAUUUGCCCAUUUGGUAACCCCAAGAUGAGAAAGGAUAUAUUUGGCUGCAAUCUAGAUGAAAAUAUGAGAUAAAGCCUACAUGGUGAGUGUUC